CCAAACGCGCCGUGUUCAUUCUUCUCUCUGUCAUGGUCAGUCUGGGAUUACUAGACGGUGCUUGGCUCGAGGAACGUCGUGAUCGUCGGUGCCAUUACCGCCGCACUGCUGUUGCCCGGGGCCAACGGUGCCAGCGAGGGAUGCUGGCAACACGCCAGAUGACAGCCAGAUGAUGUCUGUUCUGAAGCAAGCUGCCGACAUGUUCAUGCCUUGCAUAGAAGGCCUCUACGACAUGCCCAUUCAUGGCAAUAUCAUUGAGGAGGCCAUUCAGAGAGUGUGCAGAACCUACGACAAGUGCAACGAGAUACCUGAGAAUGUCGCUGCUUGCCUCAUAGAAACGACGGUUGAGUAUUUGUCAACGAUAAAAGAUUUUCCCUACGACCCAAAUGUAAUGGCACAGAAGACUUUGGGUUGCAUGAUGAGCUCGAAGACGGUGCCGCGAGAGAAGCAGCGUUUCUUCGCCGCGCUCCACUGGCUCCUACUGCUGCUUAAGUAGCAAUGUCUCUGCUACUUACUACUCAUUCUUUGGCUAGUGCUGAAUAAAAACCUCCUCUGGUCGCCCA
Messenger RNA from Rhipicephalus microplus (southern cattle tick), 563 nucleotides. RefSeq lists its product as uncharacterized. The record is from RefSeq and is a predicted model, not a curated record. Lineage: Eukaryota; Metazoa; Arthropoda; Arachnida; Ixodida; Ixodidae.